This is a messenger RNA of Penicillium psychrosexuale, 210 nucleotides long. RefSeq lists its product as uncharacterized. The record is from RefSeq and is a predicted model, not a curated record. The transcript has 2 exons. The annotation marks the transcript as partial. Lineage: Eukaryota; Fungi; Ascomycota; Eurotiomycetes; Eurotiales; Aspergillaceae.
GCCACCACGGCCAAGAACUACGGCGCUGCCUUCAACAGAGUCGAAGCUUCUAGAGAAUUCUCAAAGGACGAGAUCUGCGCCAGUCUGACCGACAACCGCAACGAUUGGGUCAGGUACAAUCCAGACGCCUUUAAAAAUGCUUACUGGCUGGUGAACCCGGCCAAGAUCUAUUCCCGAACAACUAAACUUUGGAACCCGAGGCCGGAAUGA